AUGAAACUAUAUGUCAAAACAUCUGGUAGAGAAUUGGCACUAUUAUCGAACGGUUAUGUACUAGUAUUUAAAACCGCCAACACAAAAAAUACUGGGAGAAACAGCAGUAAAAAGUCCAGCAAUUUACCCCAACAGCAAAAAACGGUCAUUGUUGAAUCUCUACCCAUAAAUGAGUUAAAAGAAAAAGGUUUUACAGAAAUUGUACAUAUGGUCUUUGAAGGUUUUUUGGGUUUACUAUGCGUAAAAGAUAAUAUCUAUUUAUGUCUAAUAAGGACAAUACAGGAAACAGCACAUCCCAGAUGGAAGUUAAACCCUGAGACAAAUAUUGUGGAACCCAUAGAACGAGUCAACCAAAUUUUAAGUGUAGAUUUUUUCUGUUUGACAACGAGUUUGUACGAUUAUGUGAUGUAUCCAAAUAUCGAGCAGCAUAGCGAAAAACUAUAUGCCGACCAUCCAUGUCAUUCUUUAAGAAAGUUGCUUUGUGAUGGGUCUUUUUAUUAUUCUCGUGACUUUGAUCUAACAAAUACUUUGCAAGAAAGAGGAUUAAUAAGCAACAUGGACUACAUUGUGGAAAAAUUUGAGGAAAGAUAUGUUUGGAAUAUUAAUAUGAUUUCAGAAAUGAUACAAUUUAGAUCCAGGGUAACACCAAACGAAAAAGAGUUUUUGGACAAGGGUAAAUUUAUAACAUUUGUCAUUAGAGGAUUUUGUAAAACAAAGCUGAGUGAGAUUUCAGUGGAUCCUGUUUGUGUAACGAUUAUAAGUAAACUAUCUACUGAAAAUAGGAGAAAUUUAUUUGGACUAAGUGGUAUAGAUCCGGGUGGUAAUGUGUCGAAUUUUGCAGAAACGGAAGUUAUAGUAUCCACGGAAGCUUACACAUUUGCAUACACGAUGAACAGUGGCAAUGUUCCCCUAUCAUGGGAUGUAUCAGAGGGUCAGAUCUUGCAUAACAAAAAGAUCAAGCUAAAUAAAUCGCCAGAAUACACUCAAUCUGCAUUCGACAAGCAUUUUGAUAGAUUAAUGUCCAAAUACGGUGUUGUUAGUGUUGUAAAUUUAGUCAAGCCCAAGAGUGACUCACAAGAUAUUUUAGGCCAUGCAUAUAAGGAAUGUGCGGAUCAUAAGGGACUAAGAUUCACAAACGUGGAGUACUCAUCGGAUAUCUUAACUAAAUUUACUCAUAAACUACUUUAUUAUUUAAAACAGGACAUCUAUGAGUUCGGUGCCCUAGUAUACGAUGUUAAUAGAGGGAUAUACAUAGGUAAGCAAACGGGUGUUAUUCGUAUCAGUGCGUUUAAUUCAAUUAAAAGACCAUGUUUGGUUGAAAAGUGUGUCAGUGAAGAAGUUAUUGAAUUGGCGUUCAACGAGGUUGACGAUGCAGAAUUGCCAAAUGACUUCCAUACCAUGUAUGAAAGAUUGUGGAAGGAGGCAAUUUAUUUCUUGAACCAAAUAUAUAACCAGAGUGUGAAAAACUCGUCCAAAUAUCAAAGGCUGUACCACAGGUUGCUCAGUUCCACCUACAAAAUUACACUAUACGAUCCGUUGCAUACUUAUAUUCUCAAUUAUUUAAAAACAAGAAAAGAGGAAUUUCUUUACAAUAAGGAAAUUCGGAUAUUUGCGGGCACUUUUAAUGUUGGUGGAAGAAUAUACAAGGGAGACUUGGACGAGUGGCUUUUCCCUAACAUCACAACUGCUGAUGAGAUGUCUGAUAUUUAUGCUAUUGGUUUCGAGGAAGUUGUGGAGUUAUCUCCUGGUCAAAUGCUAAUUACGGAUCCAUUUGUUAAACCGUUUUGGGAAAAAGAUAUUUUGAAACAUUUGAACAGUAGAAACUGUUCUGAUAGCAACAAAUAUAUCUCUCUUUGGAGUGGCCAACUGGGUGGUGUUUUAUUAAUGGUUUUCAUCAGAGAAGAUGAAUCCAUGAACGUGAGACACAUCGAAGGCGAUGUAAAGAAAACUGGGUUUGGCGGUAUGUCAGCCAAUAAGGGGGCUGUAGCUGUUAGUUUUUCUUAUUCAACAACAAAAUUUUGUUUUAUUGUUGCCCAUUUGGCAGCAGGCUUGGAUAAUGUUGAGCAAAGACACAAUGAUUAUAAAACAAUCAACAAGAACAUAAGGUUUGCUAGGGGUAUUACAAUUAAAGACCAUGAUGCCAUUAUAUGGAUGGGUGAUUUUAACUACAGAAUUUCCAUGAGUAACGAGAGUACUAGAAAAUUGGUCAGUGAGGGCAAAUACAGCGUUUUAUUUGAAAAGGAUCAACUAAAUCAACAAAUGAUUGCAGGCGAGUCAUUCCCCUAUUUCAAUGAAAUGGAAAUACGGUUCCCACCUACCUACAAGUUUGAUCCAGGCACUUCUAAUUACGAUACCAGUGAAAAAAAUAGAAUUCCAGCAUGGACUGAUCGUGUUUUGAGCCGGGGCGAUAUUCUACAGCAAAACUCCUACGGUUGUGCCGAAAAUAUUAUGUUUUCAGACCACAGACCUGUUUAUUCAACAUUUACCUCCAAAGUUGUUAUUGUAAAUGAGGCAUUAAAGACCAAACUAGCCGACGAAAUUUAUAGUAAAUUACAGGUGGAAUUAAUCAAUUUAAGCAUUGAUGAAAAAUGGGCUCUCUUGCAAAAUGCAGAAAAUACAGAAACUUUGAUUAAUAAUGAACAUAAUAAUUUGUAUUUAAACGAUGAUGGGGGUAAUUCAACUGAUAAUUUUAUGGCCUCUUCAUAUUCUUUAAACGAAAUGUUAGCUGCUGGUGGUGGUGGUGGUGGUGGUGGUGGCGGCGGCGGCGGUGUCAAUGUUAUAAGCAAUGGCACCAAUAAUAAAAAGUCCUCCAACACCACAAAUAUUGCACCUGGUGUCGGCGCCAAUAUGUCCACUUCGACGAGUAUUGGUACUAAGAAAGGUAGUAAAAAAUUACCACCCCCCAGUACAGAUACUUGGAAAUGGUGGAUGGGUAAUGGAAAACAAUCAAGCAUCAUGUUUGAUGUGGAUUCUAAUAAAUAUAUGAUUAACCCCAAGAGAGGUAUCAACCCUUUCGAUCCAGAGGACGAUAAUGAUCCUUUUUUUGUUUCAAGAAUUGAUGCUAUGAAACCAGGCGAAUAUGGUAAGGAUGAAGUAUACUCCAAUGGUAAACAUGUUUCCAUGCUUAAUAAUGGAGGUACUGCUAAAGAACAUGCAGAAAUAGGUUGUAGUGGUGAUAAUGACGAAGAAGGCAACAAGGACAACGAGAACGGUGGUGGUGAUGGUGUAGAAAACUUAACUAAAAAUAUAGUUAAUAAUGUUAGAACUGAAGCUAGUAUUGACGAAACAAAUAGCGGGAAGGAUAGAAGCACGCAAAACACGAAUUGCAAUGCUAAUCAACAUGAAGAUGCAUUAACUCAAAUAUGUAAUAAUAAUAAUACUAAUAAUACUAAUAAUACCAAUAAUAAUAUUGGUACUCAUACUUUAGAUCCAUAUAAAAGUCAGAACACUUUUCUAAUUAGAUAG
Saccharomycodes ludwigii is the source of this 3465-nucleotide messenger RNA. RefSeq names its product phosphoinositide 5-phosphatase INP51 (gene INP51). The record is from RefSeq and is a predicted model, not a curated record. Gene Ontology annotation, cellular component: membrane; cytoplasm. Gene Ontology annotation, biological process: phosphatidylinositol dephosphorylation. Bases 1 to 3465 code for a protein of 1154 amino acids. The transcript has a single exon. Lineage: Eukaryota; Fungi; Ascomycota; Saccharomycetes; Saccharomycodales; Saccharomycodaceae. Gene Ontology annotation, molecular function: phosphatidylinositol-4,5-bisphosphate 5-phosphatase activity; phosphatidylinositol-3,5-bisphosphate 5-phosphatase activity.